This is a messenger RNA of Lampris incognitus (smalleye Pacific opah), 1110 nucleotides long. Its product is annotated as T-cell surface glycoprotein CD3 gamma chain-like. The record is from RefSeq and is a predicted model, not a curated record. The transcript has 7 exons. Gene Ontology annotation, cellular component: alpha-beta T cell receptor complex; external side of plasma membrane. The coding region runs from base 136 to 672 and encodes 178 amino acids. Gene Ontology annotation, biological process: positive thymic T cell selection; cell surface receptor signaling pathway. NCBI's taxonomy places the organism in Eukaryota, Metazoa, Chordata, Actinopteri, Lampriformes, Lampridae. Gene Ontology annotation, molecular function: transmembrane signaling receptor activity.
UGCAGAGACGAAGACAUUGACAAGGGGAUACCAUUUUUUUGGGAAGAGACACGAAAAGAUUUCAUUUCAAGAGACAAGAGAAAGUACGAAAGUCCUGUUCAUCUCACCAGGACGACCCAGAGGAGCGUGGAGACAAUGAGGAGGCCGAAGACCAUGCUUGUUUUUCUGUUGCUGAUAUGGACUUUAGCAGAGUUUGUCAGCUGUCAGGCCAUGAAGUCAAAACAUGUCAUAACAGUGAGAGAAACCUUUGCUGGAAUUGAAAUACACUGUCCUGAAAGUAUUACAAAACCGGAUGGUGAAAAUGCGUCGAGUCCUCUGGCAUUACCGUACGAAGAUGAGUUCACAGGAGAGUACUCAUGCAUGUUUAACAAGUCAACUCCAAAAGAAAAGAUUUAUGUGAAAUUUCGGACCUGUGAAAACUGCAUAGAUGUGGAUAUACUUGCAAUAGGAGUCAUUGUGGCAGUAGAUCUGGGAAUAACAUUCCUGAUAGGAAUUGCUGUCUAUUUCAUCAACUCCCGUGCUACCACCAGUUCAUCCACCACUGGCAAGAAGAGCUCUGAUAAACAGCACCUCAUCUCAAAUGAGAGCAGCAGCAGAGGCUCAAGUGACACUUAUCAGCGUCUGAGACCUCGUGAAAGAGAUGAGUAUGAUGUUGUUGCCAACAGAAAGUAGAAAGAUGCGAUGUGCUGUCUGUCCAAGUGGAACGUCAACUGGUGAGAAGAGCUCCCAGUACAACUACAACUGGGAGGUGGUGGUGGGGGGGGGUGUCAAAUGACUGUCUGUAGCCUAUAUAAAUAUACAUGUGCUUUCCUGUGUGUUCAGUUUCCUGGGUGAAAGUCAUCUGUGAAAAAGAUUUAAUGGUCUUAAAUAUAUGCCACCGCAGGACAAAGUCUCAUUACUCAUCACAGUGUUUUGUCUUUAGUAUGUCUACUAUUAAAUGAUGGAUGUUGCCAAAUGUUGAAAUUCUCCCUUGUAUUGAAUGUAGUGAUGCUGUCUGUGCACCCUGUACACUUGAUGCUUUGUAGCUGUGUAACGUGAAGUGAUCUGGACUAUAUUAUGUUGUUCUUUGUAAAUGGCUCUUAAGAACAUUAAAUUGAUUUAAUGUCACUA